AUGUUCGGUUCAUACCCAACAUCAAGAGAGUCAAGCAUAACGGCUGGGCCUAGAGGCGAAGUCCGAGAGCGAUGUGUUCAACUAGCUACUGGCCGCCUCCUAUUGAAUGAAUUAUGGCGUGAGAGAUGGGAUCGUCUUCACUUGCUUCUUGAGGUGCGCCAGUUCUCAAGAGAUGCCUCUGCCUGUUUUGACUGGCUUCGUAGCAGAGAAGCUCAACUAGCGGCCCAACGUCGCCAACUAGGAGAUUCUUUGGCUGAAACUUUGCGACUGCUCGGCGCUCACGAGGCUUUCGAGCGCACACUGGCUGGUGCAGAGGAUAGGUUUAAUGUACUGAGGCGGUUGACAACGUUGGAAUUGCGUGCGAUGGAAUGGAAGCCUGAGAUUUCGACGCAAAUACAGCAGGAGAAGAGAGCCAAAGUCCGCAAUGCAGUUCAAGAAUUCCUGCCCCCUAUGCCCAGACCACAAAUCCGCUCAGACAGUCAUCUUGUCCGAGGCGGUGGUAGGCUUACUCAUAUACCACCCGGGGGCGUGCGUAUUUUAAUGACAUCCGGGCAACAGACACAGCAGAGGCAGCCAGAGACCACUGCUCCUUCUGCCAUUCAAAUUGUGGCUUCAAGAAAAAUGGACAGAGCAGCACAGAAGAUUCCUCGUGCAACAAUUGAUGCAGCUUCCGCUGUUAGGGGUUCACCAUGGCGGCAAGGUCGAGUUUGA
Protopolystoma xenopodis is the source of this 711-nucleotide messenger RNA. NCBI's taxonomy places the organism in Eukaryota, Metazoa, Platyhelminthes, Monogenea, Polystomatidea, Polystomatidae. The record is from the annotation of a GenBank genome assembly.